Messenger RNA from Echinostoma caproni, 834 nucleotides. The record is from the annotation of a GenBank genome assembly. NCBI's taxonomy places the organism in Eukaryota, Metazoa, Platyhelminthes, Trematoda, Plagiorchiida, Echinostomatidae.
AUGAUCAAUUUGGGACACAGUGUCAACGGCCUGGAAGUGAUCCGCUUCCCUCCGGGGUCUGCGUCGGUCCUGGUCGGAGAACCACAGCGUUGUGUUAUUUUGGCCACCACACCGGUGCGUAUGUAUCAGUUGGCCGGUUGGAUCAAUCCUACUGGGGCGAGUUCCAAACUCACACAUUUCACCUCGGGCAGUCCGCCCACAGGAAGCCCGGUCAAUUUGGCACUCGGAGUGAAUAUUGCGGAAUGUGCUGUCCCAGUUGGUCCCAGUUUGCAGACCGGUAUUUUCCCAGGUUCCUCCGUUGGACUCUAUCACGGCGUGUUCUCCUCGGACGAUAAACUUCCGUCCGGUAGCAAAGUGACCGAAUUUCCUCACAGUUUCGGCUAUAGUGAUUUGAAGUUGUAUCAACCGCCGGACGCAGAACUACCUGAUCGAUUCGCAUGGAUGACCGGCCCCGGUGUCUACCUCGGUUAUUUGAAGUCCGAACAACUUAGACUACCUCCAUUUUCCACGGGAUCUGCGAAUUCCCCCGAUUCUCAUCGGGCUAACGGAACAAGCGAGGGACCGAACGCGUCUACCUUGUCCGAUCAGACCGCGUCCGAUGCACCGGAUGUAUUCUCCGGACGUGGGGUCAAUUUGACCAAGAACACCAAACUACUACCGUAUCCGCUGCUCCGAUUAGUCGAACGCCCCGGUACCCCGUUGGGUAUUUGUCUAACCGCUUUUCAUGUGAUCAUUACGUACGCGGACCGGGUGAAAGCGGUCAAUUUGUUGGAUGAUCGAACUGUCUGUUCGCUUCCGUUGCUUGCCGAAUUGGGUGAUGCCCGAGCGCUCGGA